Dujonia railenensis is the source of this 1683-nucleotide messenger RNA. NCBI's taxonomy places the organism in Eukaryota, Fungi, Ascomycota, Pichiomycetes, Serinales, Debaryomycetaceae. The record is from the annotation of a GenBank genome assembly.
AUGGCUUCGACUAUUCAAGAAAAGGAAGCUGCUACUUUUCAAGAUGAUGUUGUGUCUGCUUCAAGUCUAGGCUCAUCAGAAUCUAACACAAUCGUGGUAAGCGUUGACAAUGGAAAGUUUGAAACAGUGGUAAAGAACUGGACUGAUGAGGAAGAGAAGAGAGUGGAUAGGAAGAUAGAUUUCCUAGUGAUGCCUUUGUUGAUGUUUGCUUUCUUUAUAUUACAAGUUGAUAGAGGAAACAUCUCAAAUGCUUUGACCUCAACUUUGAAGGAAGAUAUUGGCUUGGACAUUAAUAAGGUGAAUGCUGGGACAGCUUUGUUUAACGUCGGGAUUGUUCUUUUCGAAAUUCCAAGUAACAUUUUGUUACAAAAAUUUGGAGCCGCUAAAUGGUUAAGUUUCCAAAUUGUCGUCUGGUCGCUCUGCGCUACUUUGCAAUCAUUGAUAACCAAUUAUAGAUCAUUCCUUGCAACAAGGUUUUUAAUGGGAAUGCUCGAAUCAGGAUAUAUACCAGGUGGGUUGUACUACAUAAGUACUUGGUACACCAGAAAGCAGUUGACUUCUCGUUACACCUACUAUUUUGUGGGUAACUUGUCAGCGAUUGCAUCUAGCUCGCUUAUUGCAGCUGGUAUUUUGAAAAAUGUGGCAGGGAACUCUGGUUUAGCUGGCUGGAAAUGGAUCUUUAUAAUUGAAGGCGUGAUGGGAAUUGGUUACGGUUUAAUAUUCGCUGCAUUAUUACCGAAUUCACCUACUGAUCCAAGACCAUUCUGGAAAGGGUUCAGAAUGUUUACCGAAAGAGAAUCUCAAAUAAUCAGAGGGAAGGUUCUCUUAGAUGAUCCAGAAAAGUUGAAUGGUUCCGAAAAUAUCUCAUGGUCAGAUAUCAAGGAGACUAUCUCUCAAUGGAGGGUGUGGAUGCAUUUCCUUUUCACCUUAUCCUAUAUGCAAUCUGGACAGGCAUUGGGUACUUACGUGCCAACUAUUGUUAAAAGCUUAGGAUAUUCUAGUGUUGCCGCUAAUGCAAUGACUUCCAUUGGAUAUUGGUGUGCAGUAGUAGUAAUGAUCAUUUUGACAUUGAUAUGUAACUAUCUGAAGCUAAGGUCACCAUCAAUUAUCUUCCUCGUCAUUUGGCAGUUGGCAACUAACAUAGGGCUUUACUCAGUCGCUAAAACAAGCAAGUCCAAUGCAAAAUUUGGACUCUUAGUGUUGUCCUGUAUUAGUUCUGUAAUUGGACAUGUUUUAAACUUAGGCUGGGCUAGUAGCAAUGUCAAAACGCCUGUGCAUCGUAGUAUAACGAUGGCGAUGAUAGUCAUGGCUGCAAACAUGGCAGGUAUUUGCGGUGGUCAAAUCUUAAGAACCAAUGACUCUCCAAAUUAUGUCCAUGCAUUCUUAGCAUUGAUGAUUGUAAGUAUAUUUACUUUAUGUCUUGCUGUAUUCAUGACGGUUCAAUAUAUAUACAGUAAUAAGCAGUUGGAUUUGAAAUAUCCAAAUUUGGCGAUACAAGCUGAAAGUGACCACGAAACUCAGAUUGAAAAGGUCUACAAUAACAGAAUUGUUAUUAUUGGUAAAAAUACCGAGAAUUCGAAUGUUAAAAGCAUUCUUUCAGGAGUCAAUACUAAUGGCUACUCUAUUGAAUAUGAGAAAGCCAGAUCUAUUGUUGGUGAUGAGCAAUUUAGAUUCAAAUUGUAG